This is a messenger RNA of Quercus lobata, 1048 nucleotides long. RefSeq names its product beta-galactosidase 16-like. The coding region runs from base 428 to 784 and encodes 118 amino acids. The record is from RefSeq and is a predicted model, not a curated record. The transcript has 3 exons. Gene Ontology annotation, biological process: carbohydrate metabolic process. Gene Ontology annotation, molecular function: hydrolase activity, hydrolyzing O-glycosyl compounds. Lineage: Eukaryota; Viridiplantae; Streptophyta; Magnoliopsida; Fagales; Fagaceae.
CAUCAUGUAUCUUAUCUAAAAUUUUAAAUUUUUGUGCAUGCAUUAACACCUAACACGGAAGUUAGAAAACCACAAUAAUCAAGUUCAUUCACCUAAGCAAAAACAUUUAACUUGCACACUAUAAAAAUCCCUACCAUCCCAUUCAUUGUUCAUAUAAGCAUAAACAUACAACCUUCCAGAAACAUUCAGCCACAUGAAUGAGGAGAAUUAAGUUUUCGUUAGAUUCCAUUUUUUCAGAAAAUUGCAUCCAGUCAUGCCUUUAUUGUUUCAUCCCCAUCAGUGUAUAUUCUGUAACAUUUAUCUUAUAUAUAUGCUUUCGAGUUCAAAAAUUGUAUUGAGUUACUUUUUAUUUGUGGCAUGAAGGACUCAGGAUCAUUUCUUGAGAGAAGAGUUACUGGAUUACGUAGAGUAAGGAUACUAAACAAAAAUGAUGCGAAGAUUUCACAGACUAUACAUGGGAUACCAGCUAAUUCCAUGCAAUAAUUUCAUGGAGGUUGGGCUGUCAGGAGAGAAAUUAAAUAUUCACACAGAACAAGGGUCAAGUAAUAUUCAAUGGAGAAGGUUUGGAAACUCUAAUCAUCAAAGACUCACAUGGUACAAGACUCAAUUUGAUGCACCCAAAGGAAAUGACCCUGUUGCAUUAAACCUUGGUUCUAUGGGAAAAGGGGAAGCUUGGGUUAAUGGACAAAGUAUUGGGCAAUAUUGGGUCUCAUUUCUUACCCCAGAAGGGAGUCCUUCACAAACAUGGUAUGCCUUAGAACUUAUGUUUGGUACUUUUGUUUGAAUACUUAAAAUAACAAUACAAGCGAUUAAUUAGUAACAAUACACAUACAACUAUUGUCACUGAGCAAUAAAAUGCAAUUUUUCGUUUGUACUUAAUAGUAAAAAGGAAGCCAUUAGUUCUAUGCUAAAAAAUUAAAAAUUUGGUCUUCCACCUUUACUCUUAUUUCAAACCCAUUCUUAUACAGUAAAAUAUUUCUUCAUACUUUCAGUCGUCAAAGUGACCUUGGCUUCAUGAAUUUCAUUUACUAUAUAUGUCAACAUUUUU